This is a messenger RNA of Amphimedon queenslandica, 2696 nucleotides long. RefSeq names its product von Willebrand factor A domain-containing protein 5A-like. The coding region runs from base 91 to 2571 and encodes 826 amino acids. The transcript has 3 exons. The record is from RefSeq and is a predicted model, not a curated record. Lineage: Eukaryota; Metazoa; Porifera; Demospongiae; Haplosclerida; Niphatidae.
AUCUAGGUGUGGUCCAAGAGUGCUGCAUCAUGGUCAUGGGGAAAUUAAAUUACAGACUCUCACCUUUGAUUAUCACAGUCUUCACAGAAAAUGUCAGCAGAAGUUCAGGCAGAAGUAGGGCUACUGGUAAAGGAGAGCGGGAAGGCCCUUCCUCUUCGUUCUCUGGCCGUAGAGGGUGACAUCAAUGGCUACGUGGUGGGCCUCUCCAUUAAGCUCAUCUAUGACAAUGAUAACACUGGCCCGGUGGAAGUUACGUUUCGAAUGCCCCUGGAGGAGAAAUACGUCCUUACCGAUUUAACUGCACUCAUAGAUGGAAGGCGAAUCAAAGCAGACGUGAGAGAGAAAGAGGAAGCGAAGGUGGUUUAUGAUGACGCCAUUGCCAGCGGAUUGCCUGCUGCACUCGGGGAGGAGCUCAGUAAGGAUAUAUUUUCAGUAUCUCUUGGGAAUCUCCCAGGAGGAAGCAAAGCAGAGAUUGAGCUCAGCCUUGAUUGGCAGCUACCUAUAGAUGCCGAGGGGAAGUUAUCUUUCACCCUCCCAGCUGUGCUAAAACCAAGAUACACUCCAGCUACCUCCCAGGGAAUAGGAGCAACACCAGCUCCACCAAGCGAAGCUUCAGUAGAUGGUCAAGCUGGUGUUUCCCAGUUUCUUCUAAGAGUGCACAAUGCAACUAGCAUAGCAUCUGUAACGUCAGCUACUCACUCUAUUUCUGUUGAAGAGCAGGCAGAUGCUGAUAUAAAGGUCGUUACUUUAUCAGAAGAGCAUGCACUCAUUCUCAAAACUGAUUUGGUCAUUCAGAUUGGUCUAAUUGAGCCUCAUAGCCCUAUAGCUGUGGUGGAGAAAGGAAAGGGGAGUGAUGGUACUUUUAAAUCCGACCACUUGCUCAUGAUUAAUUUCAUGCCUCAGUUCCCAGCACUCAGUGAUUCAACUCAGUGUGAGUUUGUGUUUCUUGUUGAUCGAAGUGGGAGCAUGUCCGGUCGCUACAUCAAGAGUGCCUCAGAGACACUUGUACUCUUUCUUAAGAGUCUCCCCGAGGGAUGCUACUUCAAUAUUUAUGGGUUUGGUUCUCGCUACGUAAGUCUCUUCUCUACGAGUGUUCCAUAUAAUCAGAAGAACCUUGAGAAAGCCAUUGAUCAUGCACAAUCACUGAAGGCUGAUCUCGGUGGUACCGAGAUUCUACCUCCACUCCGUGAUAUUUACAAGAAGGAUCCGAUUAAAGAUUUCACUAGACAGAUCUUCUUAUUAACUGACGGGAGUGUCAGUAAUACCACUGAGUGUAUUGAUGAAGUGAAACGUAAUGUAAACAUUGCUAAGUGUUUCACGUUUGGUAUUGGUUCAGGUGCUUCUUCCGCUCUUGUUGAAGGAAUGGCUUCUGCUGGGGAUGGUACGGCUGAAUUCGUAAAGGAAGGAGAAAGAUUACAACCAAAGGUGAUCAGAAGUUUGAAGCAUGCUCUACAGCCUUUACUCUCCAACGUUAAAGUCUCUUUCAAAUUCUCUGCCUCUGACGACAUACAUGUGAAGCAGGUUCCUAAAACACUGCCAAGGAUAUUCGAAGGAGAAAGGAUCACAAUAUACGGAAUAGUAAAGAGCAGCGACAUAUCCAGUCCUCUUGAAGGUGAAGUGACAUUAAGUGGUCAAAUAAUAACGUCUGAAGACCCCAUCAAUGUAACCCACACUGUCUCUUUUAAGGAGAGCCCUAGUGAUCAUGGGGUGAGCACUAUACACCAUCUUGCUGCAAAGACAUGGAUACUGGAGCUUGAGAAAGAGAAGCAGCCAAAGGAGGAUAUCAUCAAGCUGAGCAUAGAAUCGAAUGUGAUAUCAAGUGAAACUGCCUUCAUUGCUGUUGAUGAGGAGUUCUCUACACCAAUCAAUGAGCCGCUAACAAGGGUCAGCAUGUCAGCAUUAAGAGAUCAGCUUGCAGACGUUAUGUAUCUAUGCAGUGCCUCCAUUGAUAAUGUACUGACUCGUGGAGAUAAAUUGGAUUGUCUAGAAUAUCAAUCUGAGUCACUUGCUACUAAUUCAGCAAUGUUUAUGACAAAAGCAAAGAAAAAAGGAGGUUUUGGAGGAGGAUUCCUGUCAAGCAUUGGGUCUGCUUUGUCUUCAGUGGCAGGUAGUUUCUCAAGGAGAUCCAAUACCACACCAGUUUUUGAUGGUGCUACAAGCUCCAGGUCUGCUCCAGAGCCUCAACUACGAGUGAUUGAUGAUCUACUAGGGCAAGAAGAAGACAGUGCAUGUAUGUCUUUUGCACCCGAUUCCAAGAUUCCCAGUACAAAUGUGGAUUCUCUCUCUUCUCUAAUCCUCCUACAGCAAGCUAAUGGUUCGUGGGUUCUCAAUGAAGAAUUAGCUUCGCUCUUGCAGUUGAGCUUCACUGAUAUAAAGGACAAGUGUCCUUCUGACUGUCCCAGUGGUGAAGUGUGGGCUACUGUACUUGUGAUUACUGUAUUACGCUCACGCUAUUCUACACAAAGUGAUGAAUGGGAGUUGGUGGUGAAGAAAGCAGAGACUUGGCUCAAAAGGCAAGCACAGGAUAGCAUUGGCACCUUGUUCACUGAAGCUAAAAAUUUGAUCGGAUAACUAUUUUAACAAUUAAUCAUUUUUAUUCUUUGGCUAGUAGUUGUUAGUUAGGCAGCUUUAUUAUUAUAGUUCUUGUCAUGUGAAAUCAUUAAUUGGAAACUUUAGUUGAUUUGAUUGUUUGCAAA